AUGCAGCACUUUGCAGUCCUUCCUAGCUUAGCGGUCCUGCUGGCCUCGACUCUUGUUGCCGCAACCCACGUGUCCUUCGUCGACUCAGAAUACCCAACUCCAAACCUGGUAGCCGGUACCUGGUCCCUCGCCACCGCAAACAUAACUCAAAACGGCACAACAGCCCCAGCCUUCGGCGACCACCCCGUUGGAAUCCUCAUCUUCGCCCCAACGCUCUACUUCAGCGAACUCAUCACCGUCGACCCCUCCACCCUCCCCGUCUUCACCUCAAAUUCAAAGACGAACGGCACAGCAGCAGAAAACGCCGCCGUCGUAGCAGGAACCCUGGGCCAAAUCGGCAACUACACAGUAGCCUCGGACGGGACUUUCAAGAGCGAGGUGAUCAUCGCGAGCACGUUUCCGAAUUGGAUCGGGCUGUACCGGAAUACGACCGCUCUCAAUGAGACGGUGGAUGGGACGGGAAGGCUCAUGCAUGAGAUGUUGCAUGAUCCAGGGACGUCGACGAGGGUGGAGAUUUUGUGGGAGAGGGUGGGCGGGCACGGGGGGAGGAACGAAUGGCGGUGA
This is a messenger RNA of Zasmidium cellare ATCC 36951, 564 nucleotides long. RefSeq lists its product as uncharacterized. Bases 1 to 564 code for a protein of 187 amino acids. The record is from RefSeq and is a predicted model, not a curated record. The transcript has a single exon. NCBI's taxonomy places the organism in Eukaryota, Fungi, Ascomycota, Dothideomycetes, Mycosphaerellales, Mycosphaerellaceae.